AUGUUAGAUAUCUGGAAUGUUCUUCAUCAGAGUGUCGAGCUGGGGCUCCUGAACACGUCGACUCACUGGUUGGUGAGGAGCAGAGGUCCCCCGCCUCCAGGCCUGGUCGUGCGCUUGGACAGUGACGUCACGUGGGCCUCCCGACGUGCUUCUGGCGGUGUGCUGCUGCAGCAUCUGACCAGAGACCAUCUGGCGGGCCCCACUGUGCAGCGCCCGCUGGGGUCCUGGUCACCAGUUGCUGGCCUCGUUUGUCACGACCAUUGUCGCAGCCAGGGCUUCCGGAGGAACCUCUGGGGCCCCAUCCUGAGAGUCGGCACAGUGGUAACUGACCUGCCCCUCGAUAAUCUCGGACAGCGCCUCAGUGACGUCGAAGAGAAAUAUGUAGACGCAAUGGCACGUUUUGGUUGGGGACUGACAAACAUUCUGUCACAAAAAUUAAAUUUCACAACAGUUCUGUACGCGACGGCGUCUUUCGGAUACAAGCGGCAGAGUGAAAACAACACGGUCGAUGGACUGGUGGGUAUGCUGGAGAGAGGGCUGGUCGACGUCGGAUCGGCAGGGCUGGUCAUGGUGGAAGACCGCCUCAGCCGCAUCGACUACGCCGGGCCCUCCCGCCUCUGGGUGUCAAAGAUCAUGUUCCGGCACCCGGCAGUGGUGACGGUGCAGGGCACGCUGUUCCGGCCGCUGGCGCCACGCCUCUGGCUGUGCGUGGUUCUGGUGUUCGCCGCACUGGCGCUGGUGGCGCGCGCUGUCUGCUGGGCUCACGGCCGGCCCGCACUCCACGCCUGGGGUGACACCUUCCUGCUCGUCGCCUCUGCUGUGGGGCAGCAAGGCAGCUCGCAGUGUGCAAAGUGGCCCAGCUGGCGCAUCCUGCUGGUGGUCAGCCUGGUGUGCGCUAUGCUCCUGGAAACGCACUAUUCCGCCGCUAUUGUUAGUUCUCUUCUUCUACCGCCACCUAGGACCAUCAACACCAAGGAGGACCUGCUCCAAAGUCCACUCGAGUUUGGCAUAGAGAACAUCAGCUACGUCCACAACCUUAUAGAGAUGAGUGAAGACCCUGUGGUACGGAGUUUGUACCUGAAGAAGGUUGCGCCACCAGGCGCCGUUCGGUCAAACUACUUCUCCCUGGAAGAAGGCAUGACUAAAGUGGCCACCGAGAUGUUCGCGUUCCACUCGCAGGAGUUCCAGAUGUACCCUCUGGUGGAGAAGCUGUUCACAGAACACGACAAAUGCGCCCUCGUCACCAUUCCGCUUCUCGCACCGCGGAUGACCUACGUCGCGGUGGGCAAGAACUCGCCUCUCAGGGAGACGUUCACGGUCGGGUAUGUUAUGUGGCUGCUGCUGUAA
Schistocerca cancellata (South American locust) is the source of this 1347-nucleotide messenger RNA. Its product is annotated as glutamate receptor ionotropic, delta-2-like. Bases 1 to 1347 code for a protein of 448 amino acids. The record is from RefSeq and is a predicted model, not a curated record. The transcript has 6 exons. NCBI's taxonomy places the organism in Eukaryota, Metazoa, Arthropoda, Insecta, Orthoptera, Acrididae.